UAAAUAUCUAUAAAGAUUAUUAAGGAACUUCGUUAUGGAUCCUAAUGUUUUGACAAUUGUGCCUGAUUACGCGACACGUAAGAAUGAGUUAAAGGACAUUCCCAUUACAUAUAAAUGUCAUCAGAAGCAUGUUUAACAAAGGCAAAUUGAUGGUGUCGGAGCGCAAGCACUUUCAUGACCACGACAGUUACAUAAUGUCUAUCGCCCACGGUCACUUAAGACCAAUAUAUAUAAAUAUACCCCAAAAUCACCUCAUCACUCUUACAAGAUCUAGACCAUGUUGCCAAAAGUCUGCAAAUUGUGUAUCAUUUUCUUGUUUCAAAUUCUUGUGGCCUCUGCUUCGAAAUGGGAUUUAAAAAUGUCUCUAAGAGAUUUAAUUUCGGGACAUUGCCACGUGGUUACUCCCCGAGUUUGCCGAAAAUACACCGGAUUUGAUUCAGAUUUUACUUGUGCAUUUAUCCUGAGACAUGUAUGCACCAAUGCAUACACAGGAAAACAGUCACUAAAAAUGCUGGCAGACACAGAUGGAAACGUGCAUAUAACCCCACUACCUCGAAGUCUAUCAUUCUACGACGUCAACGAAGACGGGCUUAUAUCUCUCAAUGAAUUUGCUAGAACUCUAGGACACAACCCACGUGAUCUCCACGUCAAAGUUGCAUUCCGCGCUGCCGACAAAAAUGGUGAUGGCGUUGUUAGUUUCAGAGAAUUUCGAACCACAGAUGCCUGGGUGUUUGAAGUGAGGCAUUUAACAAGCAAUCACCAUCCAAGAGCUGAGAAAGUCAAGGUCAAAAGGCAAAGAAAGGUUCACCAGAAGGAUGCCAUCGUGAAAGCGUAUGUAGAUUCCGACGAAUCUGAUGAUGUGUCUGAAGAAAGACAAGACUCCUUCGAACACCCAGAAUCUAAAGAAGUAGAACACAGAGAUUCCUUCGAAAAUUCAAAGGAGACCGAGGAAAAUGACUCGCGGGAAAUCAAUGACGACUAUGAAGAUGAUCAUUAUGAACACAGCGACGAAAUAUACGAUGAAACAGAUGAUUCUCUAGAGAGGGUAAAUGAUGAUGCACACAGAGGACAUAUACCCCACAUACAUGUUGUACCUAUUUCAGAAAAGUUUGAUCAUUCGAGUGAGACGGAUAAGGAUUCGCGAGAGUCGGAUAAUAUCUCACAUGAAUUAUACGACUCCAACGAAAUGAAUAAGAACUUAAUACUUGAAAUAAACCAUGCAUCAGAAGACUCUGAAGAUAAUUCACAUGAAUAUAUGUCAUCAGAAGAUAAUUCACAUGAAUAUGCGUCAGAGGAGGUUGAAGAUGAUUCACAUGAAUAUGCAUCAGAGGAGUUUGAAGAUGAUUCACAUGAAUACGCGUCAGAGAAGGUUGAAGAUGAUUCACAUGAAUAUUCAUCAGAAGUAGAAGAUAAUUCAUAUGGGCAUGCAUCAGACGAAGAUAAUUCACAUGAAUAUGUAUCAAGUGAAGUAGAUGAUUCACAUGAAAUUGAGCAAGACAAUUCACACGGCUCUGUUUCGCAUGAAAUUGAAGAUAAUUCACAUGAGGAACAAGUCUCCAGAGAGAAUGAACAUGAAGAACACAAGGAUUCAUUAGAACAUGGAGACCACGAGUAUGAAUCAUCUCACGACAAAGAUGAUCAUUCCUUCUCAUCAGAGCACUAUGAAAUCCACAGAGAAUCAAAGGAAGACUCACAUGAAAAAGAGGACUCAAGAGAGAUAGAGAAUGACGAGUCUAAUGAAGAGAACAAAGACGACAGCGACGAGAAAAACAGUUUCGUCCCAAAAUAA
Saccostrea echinata is the source of this 1789-nucleotide messenger RNA. Its product is annotated as protein starmaker-like. Gene Ontology annotation, molecular function: calcium ion binding. The transcript is spliced from 4 exons. The coding region runs from base 278 to 1789 and encodes 503 amino acids. The record is from RefSeq and is a predicted model, not a curated record. NCBI's taxonomy places the organism in Eukaryota, Metazoa, Mollusca, Bivalvia, Ostreida, Ostreidae.